Penicillium concentricum is the source of this 2580-nucleotide messenger RNA. RefSeq names its product MINDY family deubiquitinase. Gene Ontology annotation, molecular function: cysteine-type carboxypeptidase activity; cysteine-type deubiquitinase activity; K48-linked deubiquitinase activity. The record is from RefSeq and is a predicted model, not a curated record. The transcript is spliced from 3 exons. Bases 1 to 2580 code for a protein of 859 amino acids. Gene Ontology annotation, biological process: protein K48-linked deubiquitination. NCBI's taxonomy places the organism in Eukaryota, Fungi, Ascomycota, Eurotiomycetes, Eurotiales, Aspergillaceae. Gene Ontology annotation, cellular component: cell periphery; cytosol.
AUGGGCCUGCGCAAACAGCCCCCACCGCGUUUGGAGAACAUCAGCAAGUCAAAUCCACGAUCGGACGUACGCUCACCUAAAUCACCCAACUCUGCAUCCUCCCACCGCCCGACUCGUUUGAACCGAUUUCCAUCUGAGGACUCUAUCUACUCCCCCGAUCUCAACACUUCACCUGCGUUUGACCUGAUGCCACUUGAGGAGGCACAGCGGUCGCCGAUGGGGUCUCCAACCAGUCAACCGCCGAGCUCAUGGCCCAACAACGGAAGGCCCGAUGAUGGCCGCUCUGGUCAGUAUAAUCAGUAUGAAGGCGCAUACCAAGAAUCUGCAACUACCAACGGGCACUGGGCUCCGCCUACGUUGAUAACAGGCCAACAGCAAGGGGCGGCUGAGAAUGUGUUGGGGUCAACGCCCAACGCCAGUCAAGCUUCGACUGGGGAGGUACCGGUACAGUUAAAGUCAAAUAACCCAUUUUUGAAGCCGAGGCCGUCAGAGCAUACUCAAGAUCUCUUAGAUCGCAAUGAGUGGGGGCGUGAUUCACAUGCGACUUCAAACAGUGAUUCAUUGAGCUUAACCGAGGGAUAUAUUCCGAUGACUGCACGACUCUCCCUCUUAGAUGAACCCGAACAAGAAUCCCCAUGGGCCGAGGCUCCUCGUCCUCAUUCUCAUUCUGAGCAACGUGCCGUGUUAGGCGGCCAGCAACUCGAUGAUAACUCGCCGUGGGGGUCUCAACAGUCUAUCAAGGUCUCGGCCCCCCAAGAGAUAUACCUACAAGGAAUACAGUCUAAUCCAUAUGUCUCGCCGGCUGUAAAUCCUUCCCCAUCUGAUGGGGACAACCAUGCCCGCGCACAAUAUAACCCUUCAUCCAAUGCAGGGAGACUCGGAUCAGAUGCUGGAAUCAACACUUCACCUGUUGCUCUCGCUAAUGGGACCUCCGCCACAUCCCGUGAACUAAUCGAUUUGGGUGUUUGGGGCGCUACUGGCAAUCCGGGGAUCGAGACUGUAUCUCAUGCUGCGUCUUCGUUGUACUCAGAACCAGCCGCGAACGGAGCAAGAUCAUUGCCAGAGAAACAAGAACUCGCAUCAGCCAGAGUGCAACCAUCACAACAACCCCAAACAACCCCCAUCCUAUCUGCCGCAGAAGCUGCACGACAAAAGGAGCAGAGAUCAGAAACCUACACUAUUCGACACGUCCGAUGGACCGAUCAAAGUGGUCAACUGGUGGAGUCUCCGGUUUUGGUCCAAAAUCAAAACGGACCCUGUCCGCUGCUGGCGCUCAUAAAUGCAUUGGUGCUGCGAGCGAACCCCAACACUCAUCCACCGAUUGUUCGAGCUCUGUCAACCCGCGAGCAAAUUUCUCUGGGCCUGCUAAUCGAGGCGAUGUUUGAAGAGCUGACAAUAUGCCUGGGCCCUGAUGAGGAGUUUCCGGAUAUCGAGGCCCUCACUCAAUUCCUGACAAUGUUGCAUACAGGCAUGAAUGUCAACCCACGUUUGAUAAUGGAUUCUACUGAAGGAUUUGGCACUUUCCUGGAGACCAGUGAUCUUCGACUGUACAGCACGUUUGGUAUACCGUUGAUCCAUGCCUGGUUAGCCCCUUGGUCCAGUCCUACUCAUACCGCAAUGUCACGCACUGCCCAGUAUUAUGAGGAUAUUCAAAUGCUGCCUUUUCGCAGACAAGAGUUUGAGGACCGGGUGGCGCGAGGCGAGGCUCUUGAACCCGCGGAAGAGAAUACCAUGGCGGAUAUCCAAACCAUCCAACAAUUUGUGGAAAUUGAGAACCCGACACAACUAAGCCCGUUUGGCUUAACACAACUCUCGACUAAACUUGCGCCUGGAUCUGUCUCCAUUCUUUUCCGCAACGACCAUUUCUCGACUUUGUAUAAACACCCGCAAUCCCAUCAACUCUAUACUUUGGUUACCGAUGCCGGUUAUGCGGGCCAUGCCGAGGUAGUUUGGGAAUCUCUUGUCGAUGUGACAGGUUUCAACACUGAAUAUUACUCCGGCGACUUUCGCCCCGUGGGCGCUGGUCCUUCGGCCCUAUCUGGUCCCGGUCCCGCGCAAGCAUCGAAUGAGCCCACUCAUUCUCCAAAUGCAAACGAAGCAUCGAAAUCCCCCGAGCCGACUCAAGAACAGAGUGAUGCAGACUAUGCAUAUGCGCUCUCGCUUCAGUUCCAAGAAGAAGAGCGACGCGAAAAUGCUAGGAACGAGCAGGCUCGCGAUCGUCGCACGUCUGCCCCGAGUACUUCUUCCAAUCGACCAUCGCCUUCACCGCGCUUGAGCAAUGUACCUGCUCGAUCUUCGAGUGUUGCCAAUGCGAUUUCUCAACCUAGACCGCAUGGGCCCGACAUCGAGGACCCAAACGCACCACCUCCUCCCUAUGAACAAGCUACCAGUGGGCCGCGCUAUUCGCCGCCUGACAGAAGGUCAUACGGCGGUGCCCCGGCUAAUCCUCCGGUAAAUCAGUACCCCGGCAACCGGAAUUCGCGCAAUCGAAACCAGUAUUCUCACCGACCCCGCCCUGUACGUACAGGGGACCACAACAUAAUGGAGUCAGAUCGGAACAAAGAAUGCAUAGUGAUGUGA